AUGGCUCAACAAGCGUUCAAAGUGGCUUCUCAAGAAGUUACUACCUAUAUUAAUCGCUACUGGAAAUAUUCACCUUCGCCUUUAUCCAUUCGCCAAUUGAUGGAUUUCGGUCGAACGGCCACAAGUCAGGAUUCCUAUCGAUAUUUAAGAUGUGAGCUGCCUAUUAGGCUUGCACACAUUAUGAAGGAGCUUCACCACUUGCCCAAUAUACUUAUGGAAAUGCCUUCGGUUCAAACUUUAAACGGCUGGUAUUCUCAAAGCUUAUCGGAACUAAUUGAAUUUCGAGAGAAAAACGCAGAUAAUGACAGCGACUGUAUGGUAGAUAAGUUUACUGAUUUAAUCCAUAACAUCAAUCAACGCCAUAGCACUGUUAUAGAAACCAUGGCCAAAGGUAUUAUGGAAUUGAAGACAGUUGUAAAGAAUCAUAGUUUGGAUCACUCGUCGUUACAAUAUUUCUUGGAUCGAUUCUAUAUUAAUCGUACAAGUAUGAGACUGUUAAUUACGCAACAUUUAACGCUGUUCGGAGAUGAAGAGCCCUUUAAAAGGCACAUUGGAUGCAUUAAUCCCAACUGCAGUGUAAUGAAAAUAGUUGAAAGUGCUGCUGAAGAUGCGAGCUCAUUAUGCGAUCAAUAUUAUAUGGCUGCUCCUAAAGUCGAAAUUGAAGAACAUAAUGCUGCUGGGAACUUAUCACCUGUAACCAUAUGCUAUAUACCAUCUCAACUACAUUAUAUGGUUUUCGAGUUAUUAAAGAAUUCGAUGAGAGCAACGGUUGAAAAACAUAUUGAGGGUUAUUCUGAAUUGCCUCCGAUUAAAGUUAUUAUUACCGCAGGAAAAGAAGAUAUAGUGAUUAGAGUUGUUGACAGAGGUGGUGGCGUUCCAUUAAAUAAAUUAGAUGUUGUAUUUAGUUAUAUGUAUUCCACGGCUCCAGAUCCACAGCAAUCAUUGUUUGAUGCCGAACGCAGUGAAUCUAUUUCUCCUAUGGCGGGUUAUGGUUAUGGACUGCCAUUAUCACGGCUUUAUGCUAGGUAUUUAAACGGUGAUUUAAAACUAUCUCCUUUAGAAGGUUAUGGGAUGGAUGCUUAUAUAUACUUAAAGCGAUUUUCAGUCAAUGCAAAUGAAGUCAUUCCCGUAUUCAGUGAAGCCGCAACGCAACGGUAUAAAUUUGGUAAUUUAAGUGGCGAUUGGACAUGCCCACAGUAA
Molecule: messenger RNA, 1200 nt
Organism: Trichoplax adhaerens
Lineage: Eukaryota; Metazoa; Placozoa; Uniplacotomia; Trichoplacea; Trichoplacidae
Exons: 12
Coding region: 1-1200 (399 amino acids)
Biological process (GO): regulation of glucose metabolic process; protein phosphorylation
Cellular component (GO): mitochondrion
Molecular function (GO): pyruvate dehydrogenase (acetyl-transferring) kinase activity
Source: RefSeq, a predicted model, not a curated record